Messenger RNA from Staurois parvus, 1104 nucleotides. Lineage: Eukaryota; Metazoa; Chordata; Amphibia; Anura; Ranidae. The record is from the annotation of a GenBank genome assembly.
AUGAACUUUCAAACUCCAGCAAACCAAGCUAAACUAUCUAGGAAGCGAUGUUCAAGACAAGGUGAAAACAUUAAUUACCCGGUGACCAGCACACCUCUCAAAGCUGAGAGCAUAUCUGGGUCUGAUGUAGACGAAAAACCAUUUCAAGCGCAAGAAUUCGCCGGCAAAACUUUAUUUGGGGUUAAAUCCUUAUCACUACGUAUUGCUGGUAACCGUGAAAACCGUAGCAUAAUCGAGUUAGUAAGACCUUCAGAAGAGACCAUAAAAGCCAAAGAUGAAGUUCCAUCAAGUCCUAAUCAGAAUGAGGAUGAGUGUGGAUUUCAUCAGCGUCCCUUCCGUUGUGAAGUGUGCGGCAGGAGCUACAGACACGCAGGAAGCCUAAUUAACCAUAAACAGACACACAAAACUGGGGUUUUCCGCUGUUCCAUUUGUCAGAAGCGCUUCUUCAAUCUCAUGGCCAUGAAGAAUCACAACCGCAUCCACUUUGAGUUAAAAAGACACAAGUGCCUGGAUUGCGGCAAAGCUUUUAGGCUGCGUAAACAAUUGGACACUCACCAAAGAUUACACGAUGCAGAGCGCCCAUAUGGCUGUGAUGUAUGUGGUCGCACCUAUCGGCAUGCCGGAAGCCUUCUUAACCACAAGAACACUCACAAGAAAGGACUUUAUAAGUGUUCUUUAUGCAACAAGCAAUUUUUCAACCCUAUGGCCAUAAAAAACCAUCUGCGCACUCAUGCAGUUAAGAAGAAAUUUCAGUGCGUGGAGUGCGGAAAGGCAUUUCGGUCUUCCCAAAAGCUGGUCUGUCACAUCAGAGGUCACACAGGUGUAGGGCCUUUCCGUUGCCCAGUUUGCAGUCGUGAAUUCAGCAGCAAGCUGAUGCUUAGGCACCAUCAAAGGACACACAAAAAAUCAAAUUCUUUUCCUUGCAAAGACUGUGGAAAAGCCUUUCGUAUUGCUGGCCACCUUGAAGCCCAUCGCAGGAUCCAUGAGCAAGAAGGAACUUUCAGUUGUUCCAGUUAUGAACAUCACCAACAAACCCAUAAUGGUCCAGCUAAUGACGUUCUAGAUCCUCAGCCAGUGUCUAACUUAAUGGUUGAAGUGACAUGA